CUGUAACCAUACAGGUGAUACACAGAUAUCUGUUGGGUAGAAGGACGCAAUCCACGACCACCAUGCUACGUAAACCCAUCAUGGCGUCUAUGCUUGUUCUGGCUUUGACCGCAGCCUUGACAUCCAACAGCAAAGGAGUGGUCAGGGCAUCUCAGCGUGGGCAGGCCACCAGGAUGAUGAAGAACAGCUGGUGGAGUAAACGAUCAUCAACGCUUCCUAACACCUCGACUUCGACCAAUGACUUCGUCGCAAAUUCUCCUCUGGACGACCAGCCGAUUGAAGAUCUCAAUGCGCAAAUAUUCCUGAACAAUUAUUGGAAAGAAGUUUCAGGAGACCUCACUGGAGUGGACAGAGACUUCCAUCCAGAUGUCCUGGAGCUGCUCUUCUCUCCUUGUUCAUCUCCCUACUCUGCCAACUACCAGGCUCAGCCUCCGCUCUCUUAUUACGUUGCUCUUAGAAAAGCUCUGCAGACCGUUACCAGAAGGAAAAGGGACACCCUGGCCAAGUUUUUGAGGGACUAGUACUCCAAUGAGCCAUUCCUUGAAGAUCUGAGACGAUGGGGAUACAAUCCACAAUGAAGUAAAAUCCUCUUGUAGUUUAAAAUAUAUAUUCUUGUACAGGAUUAAAGCUUUCGACCAUCAACUGUGGUCUUGUUCACUAAACUACAAGAGGAUUUUACUUCAUUGUGGAUUGUAUCCCCAUUUAUUUAGAGGUACGACAUAGUACCUGGCUUCUGCAUCUGAGACGAUCUUACCGAGCGAUUUCUCCGAGAUGAUACAUAGCAUGCGUUUUUUCAAGUCUUCCUGACAAAGUAGAGGGAAUUUAUUUUAGAGUUGAUUUAAAGAUCGGCUGACGUACUGGAAGAGGAAUGACAGGUCAUCUUGCAAUGGCUUUUGAAGAUAUCAAUUCAAAGGAUCGUCCAACUAAAGCUACUUAGAGCUUAUAACGUCCUUUCCAGAAGGAGAAAAUAUAAUUUUACCAAUUUUUCAAGAUCUUCAGAACUUUAAAAGUCCUAUCUAGAAGGUCUAAUGAUCUUAAAAGCUUUUGAAGGCAUGUUCAGAAGGAUUAGAGAUUUUCUAACUAUGGUUGCAGGAUUUUCAGAAUCUCAAGUGCUUUUGAAGGCCUAUUGAGAAGAAUUAAAAGGUAUUCUUACCGAACUUUUAUGAUCAGAGGACCUUUUUAAGGCAUUUCUCGAAGCAACUACGCCAUUCUACUAGGUUUUCUAUACCUGCAGAGCUCCUGAAUUCCUUUCUAAAUGAUAAAAUGCAUCAUACAAUUCCCCAAAGGUAUAUGGAUGGAACACAACAUCAGUGAAAUACAGAGAUUCAAUCAUUUCCCUCACUUGUUAAUUCAACAAGAAAAGAAAUGGUCCUCCUCUGACAGGAUAAUAAGGGUUUCUGUAUUCUCUCUCCAAACCACCAUAAAUACCAGAUAAAUGUUUUCAUAUAACGGAAAUAUUUAACUCGGGAAUGAGGCUGCACAACAGAUAUUACAAGAUUACUCCAACUGCACACACUAUAAGGCAGCCAUCAUGUUAAUAUUUCUGAAAACUAAAACACUAACCUCAUUGAGUUUUUUCUCUAUUGAGCAUAAGGAUCUACAAACUCUUUCAAACUGUCGAUCAAAAAUAUCUUCGAAUUAAAUCAUGAAUUCCUUUUUAAUUAACCUGAAGUUAAAUAUUCAUUAGAUAUUCUUUUUACUACUUUAAAUGAGUGAGUAUUUAAAUAUAGUAUCAAAAUUUACAA
Messenger RNA from Macrobrachium nipponense, 1745 nucleotides. RefSeq lists its product as uncharacterized. The transcript is spliced from 4 exons. The record is from RefSeq and is a predicted model, not a curated record. Lineage: Eukaryota; Metazoa; Arthropoda; Malacostraca; Decapoda; Palaemonidae. Bases 63 to 521 code for a protein of 152 amino acids.